Messenger RNA from Rodentolepis nana, 1386 nucleotides. The record is from the annotation of a GenBank genome assembly. Lineage: Eukaryota; Metazoa; Platyhelminthes; Cestoda; Cyclophyllidea; Hymenolepididae.
AUGAGAUUAACUUAUGCCGUUUUUCUGUUAAUUUUCAAGAACACUUCGGCUCCAAAAUCGCAGACUAUUCUUCAAAAUAAACGAGGAGAUUUUCACAAAUUUCCCGAAAAUGAUUCAAGGAUUUCGAAAAAUUCCAGCCGUGAGAGUUCUGAUAGUGGGACAACGACAACAAAAGUUGGACGCGUGAAGCGUCCGAUGAACGCCUUCAUGGUUUGGUCCAGAUCCCAAAGACGGCAAAUGGGACUAGAGAAUCCCAAAAUGCACAAUUCUGAAAUAAGCAAACGGUUAGGAUCAAUGUGGAAGGCCCUUUCAGAAGCUGAUAAACAGCCUUAUGUAGAAGAGGCCAGUAUUCUUAGAGCCCGUCAUAUGGAAGACUACCCUGAUUACAAGUAUAGACCUCGGCGAAAACAAAAGCCCCACCAUUCCCCCCAAAUGCGUGGAAAACAAUCUGGCCUUGUUCAUCAUGGAAAUCGAAUGACUCCGCUAAAUUCGAAUUCUCUUUACCACACUGCAAAGCUUAACCAAAAGUUCACUGCGCCUUCAAUUCCCGCUCAGAGCAAUUCGUAUGAAUCUCCUCCUUACGCUGAUUCCCCUCUGCUGCCAUAUAGACCAAAACCUCAAGAGAAACCGCUGGACAACACUUAUUCAUUUGACACGCCAAAUAAAUCUUACUUCGAUGGUGUGCCGGACCCUUGUUGCUACCAAAAUGACCAUAACCAAUGCUUGCCUUACGAGUACUCUUCUUACUCAGAGUCGAGCACCACUCCAGUAAAGUUUUUCAAUCCUCCAGACCCUCAAAUGCAGUCUCUAGUUGUUGAAUAUGCUAGUGUUCAAGAGUCACCGCAGUACUCAACCGAUCCGAACAAUCAGCUUUCGUCAACAGCGGAACAACAGGCUCAACAUCAUUCAUCUUCAAAUACUCACCCUCCAAUCUUUCCACCAAUGGCUCUCGCUAAUGAUUUUGAGCAGGAUGCUGCUUAUCGUGAUUGGAGUCGAGGACCGGAUGUUAAUGCAAAUGAGCCAUGCUAUUAUAACUACGGAAUGGAGGGCGGUGGAAACCCCAAUGGUAAUGAUGUUACUUCUAGUGAUUUCAAUGGAGGUAACUAUGGUGGAAUGCCAUUAGACGUUGCGGUCCUACCAUCAAUGAGUCACAUGGCAUCCUCUCUUCGGUUAAGCAACACCGAUGCAGUAACGGUCAACCAUUCCACACCUAGAUGCAUUACACCUGUUUCAUACUUCCAGCCACGAGUCCCAGAAUGCAUGCUAUCUCAACAAGGCGACAUGGGGAUACAAAACUUCUUCGAGGAGAGUAACAUGUGUUCUCGAGAGAAUCGGUUCGUCCAACAAUAUGGCUUCCCUGAAAAUGUUGUCGAUCUUCAAUCUUGA